Molecule: messenger RNA, 988 nt
Organism: Closterium sp. Naga37s-1
Lineage: Eukaryota; Viridiplantae; Streptophyta; Zygnematophyceae; Desmidiales; Closteriaceae
Source: the annotation of a GenBank genome assembly
AUGCCUGUCGCACCAGCGUUCUCUGAACCACAUAUUCCGUGCUCUCCAUCUCUCUGUGUGCCAUUCUCCCUGUGCGCGGGGCGUGCGGGCGCGUGGCGGCACGGGCGUGCGUGGUGUGCGGGGGUGGGCAGGGAGCUGGCGGAGAAGCGCGAGGCGGAGGCGCCGCUGCUGGCAGAGGACGCACGGCGCCUCACCAACACAGCGGAGCGCAGUCUAGCGGAGUGCUUCAAGCUGUUCGCCGUGAUCCACAGCCUCACCACCGACCAUGCCACCAUCACCCGCAUCACACGCGAGGUGGUGGAGGACUUUGCGGGUGACAACGUGUGCUACCUGGAGCUGCGCACCACGCCCAAGAGCAACCCGAGUGCAGGCAUGACGAAGCAGUCGUACGUGCAGGCUGUGCUGGCAGGGCUGCACCCCUUCAUGCAAGCCGAGGCUGUGUGGCUCCAUGCGCGCACCGCACACCAAGCCCCCCCCAGCAGUGCAGUGCCCAUGGUGGUGCGCCUAGUGCUGUCCAUGGACCGCAGAGAGAGCACUCAGAGCGCCAUGGACACCGUGCAUCUGGCAGUGCAGCUGCGUGAUCAAGGAGUGGUGGGUAUCGACCUCUCUGGCAACCCCUCCAUCGGCCAAUGGUCCACGUUCCUCCCUGCGCUGCACCUCGCUCGCUCCCACGGCCUUCCCAUCACCGUCCACUUUGCAGAGGUGCCGAACGAGAGGGAGUCAGAGGCAGUGCUGGACUUCGCACCAGAGCGACUAGGCCAUGCGUGCUGCCUCCCCGACCACCUCCAACAAGCCCUGCUGCACUCUCGCAUCCCGUUGGAGCUAUGCCUCACUUCCAACGUGCGCACGGAGAGUGUCACGGCGUACGGCAACCACCACUUUGACUACCUAUACCGCGCAUCUCACCCCGUUGUCAUAUGCACUGACGAUUCGGGUGUCUUCAGCACCACACUCUCACGGGAAUAUGCACUCGCAGCAGCUGCAUUCA